AUGGCCUCCCUCCAAUAUGUAUUAUAUAUAUCCCUAACAGUAUGGAUUAUAACGAUCUUAAGUUUAGUAAAUGGUGACGUAGAUACUAGUGUUUGUGAUCCACAAAAUUACGCUAAAUUGGCAGCUCAAAACCCACCAGAACACCCAGUUCCACAGCUACCUGAUCAUUUUACAGUACGAGUGGAAUGUAACAUAUUAGAUCAGAAUAUUACAAUUGAUAUAAAGGAGUUCUAUGAUGGUCCAAACGAUCGAGGUGCCGUCCAUAUGUGGCAGAAUGGUACUAAUAUACAUUUGCUCUUCAGUUAUAAGACGGACGAACUGUUGGCUAUUGUUGAUCAGGAUGAUGGCAUUGCACAAUGUGCAGUACAGAAACUUUCCACCAGUCCCUUCCAGUAUUUAUUUGGUUUAACAAAAUAUACAAACGGCACAGACCGGGUGUCCUCACCGCAAAUGGCGUUUAAAUUUGGAGGAAACAUACCGGAAGUGUACAAUGGGACAGACGUUGUGCGCGGUAUUAUCGUUAGUAAAUGGGAGAGCUGUAUUUAUUGGGCGAAAGACGAUGCUACCAUGCGGACUACUUAUUACUUCAGUUCAUCGGUUAACUGGACAAACUCACUUGUAGAAGUUGAACCGGUGAGAGCGCAUGUGUUUGGAAGAAGUAAAAACGCUACCGUCACACGUGACUGGGAACAUAUUUAUGAUUUUGCCGAUUUUACAGACAACAUUGUGGGCGAUGAAAGUGAGACAUAUGAAGUCCCCCAUCAAACAUACUGUCCAGGACGUAUUGUAACCAAGGAGAUACCCACAAUAAGCGACGCCUUUACUUUCUCGUCAGAAAUCCUCGACUUAAACGCUCAGACAAUAAAUAUAAUCAAGGAAUAUUAUGACUUUAACAGUCAUCUCUUUCGCUAUGAUUAUUACCCCGAUGUUGCUGAAGGUACCCCAACCUAUGGUACGAACUUGUUGACCAGAAUACAUGACUUCAAUACAGGCGUGGCAUAUAUUGUGGAUACUGUGAAUGGUAAUUGUUCUGUGACCCCCAUAGAUGCUACUGGAUUAGAUGCAGCUGUUGCACCUGGAGGAAAUGCUCGCAUCAGGACAAAGGAGGAAUUUUUCGAUCUGGCGGGGGUAAAUUACGAAUAUACUGGAGUAAAAAAAAUUCGGGGAAUAGACUGUGAUGUGUAUACUGCUCAACGAAAUGAUUGGCCGGUACCAGGAGAUAAUAUUAUCUCGAACUGGGAAUGGUCGUUUGCUACACAAGAUUGGUUAGAAAGUGUUGGUUAUCAGUUUGAAUUUAAUCUUCCAAUUCAGUUUAGAGUUACCUCUUAUGAUACUGACAUAGAUACUGUAUAUAACCUCUAUUCGUAUAAAGAGGACAGACCUUAUAUCUGGAAGUUUGAUAUUUCGCCUUGUUUUAGUUUUGAUAACAGAAAGGAUAUACAGUUUGCCUUAAACGGACAGUUUCGACAGAUAGUGGAACCGAAUGAAUUGUUAUUUAAAGAUUUUGUUGUUGUCAGUAUCGCCGGAUUUAGUAGUGUUUCUCCUCUACGAGUAGCUAACUUACAGUUCUCAUACAUCAAUGAUGAUAUUAUAGUCAGUUUCUCGUUACUGGACGUAGCACCUAUAACCGGUGACGUACAACACAUAAAGGAACUGACGUUAGAAGAAGCUGACGCAUUGUUUGAAAAAACAGUAAAUAGUGGAGAUUUUAUAGUCAAAAUGGAUGUCGAUACAUUCAAUGACUUAGCAACAUUACGAGCUACACCAUAUACUUAUAAAUCAACUGAUGUGUAUUUAAAUGCAGAUAAAAAUGUAUAUAUUACUGCUUCUGAUGGAUAUAGCUCAGGGUCAAUGGCUGGCUUAGGAAUUGCUAUGAUUAUAAUUUCGUUCGGAAUCGGAUUUGGUAUUCUAUUUUUCGUAUUUAAAAUGAAGGGCCGUACAAUGCCGAAUCCAUUUGCCGUUGGGUUUUCGCCAAAACGAUUUGGAGACAAUACAGAGAUAAAGGCUGAAGAGGGCAAAUAAUUUAAAAGGUGUAUUCAUAAAACAGUUUGUGGGACUUUAUUUAAAUCGUUAAAAAUCAUGUACUUUCAAAUAUCACUGUUUACAAAGACCAUUGGAAAUAGUAAAUCUUAUUCGAUUCUGGAAUGACAAAAAAAAACCAACAAAAAAACAAAACAAACAACCCCCCCCCCCCCAAAAAAAAUUUUGAAGAUUAAAACAUGCAUGGAUACACGUAGUUCCUUAUUUCGUUUCGGUUUUAUUUUUUAAUUUGUAUUAUAUAAAUUUUGUUUCAUAAAGGUUAGUAUACAACAACAAAGCGAAAUCCUGAAUAACAGAAAAACAUUAUUAAAUAUUAACAAAUGCA
Molecule: messenger RNA, 2365 nt
Organism: Patella vulgata (common limpet)
Lineage: Eukaryota; Metazoa; Mollusca; Gastropoda; Patellidae
Exons: 15
Coding region: 1-2022 (673 amino acids)
Source: RefSeq, a predicted model, not a curated record